Molecule: messenger RNA, 2319 nt
Organism: Naegleria lovaniensis
Lineage: Eukaryota; Heterolobosea; Eutetramitea; Acrasida; Naegleriidae
Exons: 2
Coding region: 1-2319 (772 amino acids)
Biological process (GO): activation of GTPase activity; signal transduction
Molecular function (GO): GTPase activator activity
Source: RefSeq, a predicted model, not a curated record
AUGAGUAGCAACAAUCUUCAAGCCUUCUCCAACAAACUCAAAACACGAUUCGGGUUUCAAAGGAAUAACAGCAACACGGAAAAGUCGAUCAUCGUUACUGGAUCAACUCCAUCGUCUGUCGACACGACGAGCAAUAACAAUCAAUCAUCAGCGAGCUCUUCCUCUCAACCUGCUCUCAACAAUACUUCUUCUACUGCAUCCGGACAACAGUUAACAUCCAAAUCAUCAUCAUGUUCGAAUUUACAAAAUACAAACGGCAAUUCUUCAGUUCCUCCUCUAAAACCUCCAUUAGAAAUUGUACCCGAAUUUUAUCAAAUCUAUGAUGAACACCAAGAAUCGAUGGAGUUUUAUAAAAAGGCAGAAAAGAAGUUGGUCGAUCUCAAAAAGACUUCUCUCAAAAUGAUUGAAAAGGAACAAGAAGUGGCGUCACUCUUUGUAGAUGGCGCUGGUAGACUCAAAUCGAAUCGAGAAUUGUCAGAUACUUUGAGAAAGUUUGGAAAUAAUUUGAAAUCAACAUCCACCCUCUUGUCACAAGCUAUGACAAAACUCGAUGAUUUUAAGGAAGCCACAGCGACCAUAAGAGAAGACGGAAAGAAUGUUGUCAAAUUUAGAAACAAAUAUGAAUCAGCUAAAAACGAAUAUGAAUCUUUCAAACUUGACACACCUCGUGUGAAUCCUGACAAGGAUGGUUUCUCUUCCAAGCCCAAUGAAAAUGGAGAAUAUGAUCCACAAUAUGUAGAGAGAACUAAAAAAGUUGAAGAGGACUUUAAACAAAUGGCUAAAAAUCUUAACACUGCCUACUCGGAUUAUCACAACGAGUUGGAUUUUCAAAUUGCAAAACGAGAUGGAGAAUAUUUCUCACAACUCAAAUCAUUUAUUUAUGCUUACUAUUGUUAUUUCAGUACUGGAAUGGCACUCUUUGAAAAGUUGGACAAUAUUGUGAAAAAACAAGAAGAGGAAAUUCAUAUCGAAACUUCCAAAUCCAAUGGUACACGUAAUGUGGUUGAAGUUCCAAAACAUGUAUUCCCUCAUAUUACAGCAGAUCGAAAGACCAUCUUUGGAGCACCUUUAGAACAAGUAAUGAUUCAAGAUUAUGACUCGGGAAUUUUACGUCUUCCUCCAUCCAUUCAACAACUCUUUGAUUUGAUCCGAGAGUAUGGUCUCGAUCAAGAAGGUGUCUUUCGAGUGAACUCGGAUGAACAAUACAUGAAAAAACUCAUUUUAGAUAUUGAAAUGGGAAAACCAAUUGAAUAUUUACACAAGUCCUACUUUGUGCCAAGUGUUGCAGGUAUUUUAAAGCUAUUCAUCAGAGAAUUGCAAGAACCUUUAAUGACAUUUGAGGCCUUCUCUGAAAUUAUUCAAUGUCCAGAAAUGCAAAUUCAAAAUGAUCCAACUGUGAAAGAACAACAAAUUGAUAAGCUCAAGCAGUUUAUCAACAAUAAGGUUCCUAUUCAUUUCCAAGUCGUACUCUAUGAAUUAUUAAAGUUGUUGCAUGAAGUUGCACAACAAGAAGAAAAGAACAAGAUGCAUGCCAAUAACCUUGCUUUGAUUUUCAGUAUGAACUUGUUCAGACCAAGACUCGAAAAUGCAGUACAAUUAGCUCAAAAUGUGAAACAUAUGAGUUAUGUGACAUGUCUCCUCAUUGAAAACUUUACUGCACUCUUUGAUAACUCACUCAAGAAAGUUUGUGACACUCAAGUGAAAGAUCCUUAUGAAAGUAUAAGAAAGAGCAUCAGUGAAAAACAUGAAGAAGAGAAUCGAACAGUAGCUUCCAAAAGUGUUGAAGUUACAAUUGUGAAUUUCACCAAUGACGUACACAGAAUUGAUACAGAUGGUGAAGAGGAUGAUGACGAUGACGAUUCUGAAACAUCUUCCAACAUUUCCAUUAAUUCCAACUCAUCUCCUUUAUUAACCUUCUCCGAUUUACCAACUUUACAUAUGAAUGACAUUUCUUCACCCAAGCAACUCCUUGAUAAGAACACCAAGUAUCAACACAAACAUAUCACAUCCGAGGAUAAUAUCAGUCUAAUUCUCAAACCUGCAAAGGAUCAAUCCAAACAACCUGCCUCUCCAAGAAUUCAGAAAUUAAGUAACAAUGUUGAUAAGGAAGAUGAUCACUUUUCAUUAUCCACAGAUAGUGAUCACACCAUUCAAGAAGAUGUUGAAUUUUCAAGCAAUGUCACUCCUACUUUGGUUUCAGAUGCUCGAAUGAAAUCCUUACUCCCUCCUCAAAGAAGGUUGUUAAAACGAGUUGAAAAAAAGAAUAAGGUGGUGGGUGAUCCAACAACAGCUGUGAAAGUGCAAACAAGUGAUGAGUAG